CAAAGUUUUACUUUAUCCAAAUUUUACAAUUUUACAAUUUGAGCAACAUCCAAUCCAACGUGCCACAAUUGAAGGCAACGCAGCGUUUGUUUGAGCGUCAUCACCAUCAUCCCCUGCCCCCAUCUCUCUCCUUCCAUAACUUUUUCUCAGACACGCUUUCGGACACGCCGAUUUCAAUACGCCACGAGAUCUUGGAUUAAUUCACCAGAUCUACAAAAAAAAAAAAUUAUUCGCUUUCUUUUUCCCCUUUUUAUUCAUUGAUUCAUCAUUCUUUCUGGGUGUUUCAAUCAAUUCCCUAUUCGUUGAAAUUGAUUGAUCAUCGUCUAUAUGUUUCUCCGACCAAUGUGCGGAGGAUUUAUGUGUUAGGGUUCGGUUUUCCGAUUCUAAAUCUUUGGACGGAUGGUGUUAAUCGGGAAAUAUGCGGAUUCAGAGACGAAACAGUGGGUGUGGGGUUAAUUUUUGGAAUCAACAAUUAGAUCGGGGUUUAUUGAUGGAAUCCCCGCCGCCUUCGAAGUUGCUUCCAAUUAAUGAUUCAUCGUCUCCUUUCAUGCAAUCUUCGCUUCCUACUUCAUCUGGUGUCGGUGGUUCGAGUGUCGGCGACGGCGGUUUUGGGUAUAUCGAACAUACCGUCACGAAAUUCGAUACGCUCGCUGGUGUCGCAAUUAAGUAUGGCGUUGAGGUGGCUGACAUAAAAAAGAUGAAUGGCCUAACAACUGACCUACAAAUGUUUGCCCGCAAGACUCUUCAUAUACCCCUACCCGGAAGACACCCGCCCUCUCCAAUCAUGUCAAAUGGACAAGGGCCAAAACACUCGGAAAUGACACCACCAAGACAAAGACAAAGACAUUCUGAUAUGUUGGAUUCAAUAAAAUCCUUAAAAUUAUCAUCAUCUUCUUCUUCUUCACCACGAAACAUUUCACCAUCAAUGGACGCCUUACGAGACUAUUACGGUCUUAAACCAACCGAUCAAACCGGACCAAAUUCCCACCCGCCGCUCGGACUUCACCGGAAAUGUAAAAGCUUAGCUAACGGGAUGUCAGAGCAGGGCGGAAACGGAAACGCCAUUCCUGUCACAAACGGAAUCCACGAUUCCGAUUCCGACACAUGGUACGAUAGAUGGAUGAGAAGACGGCGAUCGGAAAUCGACCUCCAGAAUCAAACCCCGGAAACGAUGCUUAAACCCGACACCAGCAAUUCCAACGGUGCGUUUGCGGCAGCAGGCGGCAAAGGCCUGGCGCUCCGGCCAAAGGCCGCCAGUCGAACCGCUGGUGAUGCCGACGGUUUACCGAAUAUGCCUCCGUUAAAAUUGGGGGAAUCAGUGAUUACGGAGGCUUCAAAUGGAGUAAAAAAGUCUUCGAGUUCACCGAGUUUUCAUGAGAUGCAAAGUAACGCUGCCAUUGCGAGGCCUAUUUUUGAUGGGUUGCCGAAGCCGAUUAGUGGGAGGAAGAAUAAGGCGGCGAUUGAUUGA
Molecule: messenger RNA, 1468 nt
Organism: Lactuca virosa
Lineage: Eukaryota; Viridiplantae; Streptophyta; Magnoliopsida; Asterales; Asteraceae
Source: the annotation of a GenBank genome assembly